This is a messenger RNA of Pseudoliparis swirei, 5218 nucleotides long. RefSeq names its product protocadherin 10a (gene pcdh10a). The transcript has 5 exons. The record is from RefSeq and is a predicted model, not a curated record. NCBI's taxonomy places the organism in Eukaryota, Metazoa, Chordata, Actinopteri, Perciformes, Liparidae. Gene Ontology annotation, cellular component: plasma membrane. Gene Ontology annotation, biological process: homophilic cell-cell adhesion. Gene Ontology annotation, molecular function: calcium ion binding. Bases 362 to 3484 code for a protein of 1040 amino acids.
GCGUCCUGGCUCCAUCCAUCCAGCCUGCGAUGUUUGCGCCGACGCCAAAAGCGCACAGACCGGUGCAGAAUUGAUUAAAAAACAAGAGCGCGCAGCUCGGAUCAAAUGGCUGCGCUUCUCGCCGCUGAAACGACACAAUGUUCCUGUGACCCGAAGCAGGAGGAGAGGAAUGUUCACCGGCGGACGGACAGCUUUGUUGAUGUUCAUUUAAUCGCUUUUUUUAAGGACAGAAAAAGUGGGAAAUGCUCAUUUCUUGUGAGAAAAAAGGAAUAAAGCUUUUUUUUUUUAAUCGUCUUUGAAGUGCACUUUGCAGAGAGAGAGGAGGAGAAAGAGAAAAAGAGAGAGAGAGAGAGAGGGGGAGAUGAUUGGGUUACUAUUCCUCCUGCUCUCCGUCCUGGAUGGAGCGGUCUCUCAGCUGCACUACACCGUGCCAGAGGAGCAGGAACCCGGCUCCGUGGUUGGGAAUAUCGCCGAGGAUUUGGGGCUGGACAUCACCAAACUUUCCGCGCGCCGCUUUCAGACGGUGCCGAGUUCACGGACACCGUAUCUGGAGGUGAACUUGGAGAACGGGGCGCUCGUGGUGAAGGAGAAAAUCGACCGGGAGGAAAUCUGCAAGCAGACCAUCCCGUGCCUAUUGCACCUGGAGGUGUUUCUGGAGAACCCGCUGGAGCUCUUUCGCGUGGAAAUCGAGGUGAUGGAUAUCAACGACAACCCGCCCAGCUUCCCGGAGACGGACAUUUCCGUGGAGAUAUCGGAGAGCGCCAUCCCCGGUACCCGGUUCCCCGUAGAGAACGCCUUGGACCCGGACGUGGGCACGAACGCGCUCAGCACGUACGCCAUCACCAGCAACAACUAUUUCUACCUGGACGUGCAGACGCAGAGCGACGGGAACAAGUUCGCGGAGCUGGUGCUGGAGAAGCCGCUGGACCGGGAGCAGCAGGCGGUGCACCGCUACGUGCUGACGGCGGUGGACGGAGGCAUCCCGCAGAGGACCGGCACCGCUCUCCUGGUCGUUAAAGUUCUGGACUCCAACGACAACGCGCCCACCUUUGACCAGUCGGUGUACUCCGUGAACCUGCGGGAGAACUCUCCGGUGGGCACCCUGAUCAUCCAGCUUAACGCCACCGACGUGGACGAGGGGCAGAACGGGGAGAUCGUGUACUCCUUCAGCAGCCACAACGCGCCGCGGAUCAAGGACUUAUUCGACAUCGACGCCAGAACCGGGAGGAUCGAGGUGGCCGGCGAGGUGGACUUCGAAGAGAGCAACACGCAUCAGAUUUACGUCCAGGCGAAGGAUUUGGGCGCCAACGCGGUGCCCGCGCACUGCAAAGUGCUCGUGAAGCUCGUGGACGCGAACGACAACGCGCCGGAGAUCGGCUUCAGCACCGUGACGGAGUCCGUGAGCGAGCAGGACGCGCCGGGCACCGUCAUCGCACUUUUCAGCGUCUCGGACCGGGACUCCGGUGAGAACGGACACGUGAGCUGCGAGCUGCUCGGAGACGUCCCGUUCAAGCUCAAGUCGUCGUUUAAGAACUACUACACCAUCGUGACGGACGGCCCGCUGGACAGAGAGCACACGGACUCCUACACCAUCACCGUGGUGGCCAAAGAUAAGGGUCAGCCGUCGCUGGCCGCCAGCAAGUCCAUCAAAGUGCACGUGUCCGACGAGAACGACAACGCGCCUCGUUUUACGCAGGCGGUUUACGACGUGUACGUGACGGAGAACAACGUGCCCGGUGCUUUCAUCCACGCCGUGAGCGCGCUGGACCCCGACGUGGGGCAAAACGCGCUCAUUACUUACUCCAUAUUGGAGUGUGACAUCCAGGGCAUGUCAGUGGACACGUACGUGUCCAUAAACCAGGACACCGGGUACCUUUACGCGCUGCGCUCUUUCGACUACGAGCAGCUGAAGGAGUUCGGCUUCAUGGUGCAGGCGAAGGACUCCGGCGACGCGGAGCUCUUCUCCAACACCACCGUCAACGUGAUCAUCGUGGACCAGAACGACAACGCGCCCGCCGUCAUCGCCCCGGUCGGGAGAAACGGCACCGCCAAGGAGCACCUGCCGCGCUCCGCGGAGCCCGGCUACUUGGUGACGCGCGUCGUCGCCAUGGACGCGGACGACGGCGAGAACGCGCGGCUGUCCUACAGCAUCCUGCGGGGCAACGAGAUGGGCAUGUUCCGCAUGGAUUGGAGGACGGGGGAGCUGAGGACGGCGCGCAGGAUCUCUCCGAAGCGCGACCCGCAGGGCUUCUACGACCUGCUGAUCGAGGUGCGGGACCACGGGCAGCCGCCGCUCUCCUCCUCCGCGAGCGUGAGCGUCGCGCUGGUGGACAGCGUGGUGGAAAGCCGCAGCGGGGACCGGGGCUCGGCCUCCAAGGCCAAGGAGACCUCCCUGGACCUCACCCUCAUCCUCAUCAUCGCGCUGGGCUCCGUGUCGUUCGUCUUCCUGCUGGCCAUGAUCGUGCUGGCCGUGCGCUGCCAGAAGGACAAGAAGCUCGACCUGUACACGUGCCUGCUGUCGGGCGAGUGCUGCCUGUGCUGCGGCUCGUGCUGCAGCCGGCACGCGCGCGGCCGGAAGCAGAAGAAGCUGAGCAAAUCCGACAUCAUGUUGGUUCAGAGCACCAACGUGACGUCGGGGGUCGGCCCCGCGGGGCAGGUGCCCGUGGAGGAGUCCGGCGUGGGGGGAGGGGGCUUCGGCUCCCAUCACCACCAGAACCAGAACUCGUACUGCUACCAGGUGUGCCUGACGCCGGAGUCCGCCAAGACGGACCUGAUGUUCCUGAAGCCGCGCAGCCCGUCCCGCGGCGGCGACGCGGACCACAGCAAGCCCUGCGGCGCCGUCGUCACGGGUUACGGUGACCAGCAGCCGGACAUCAUCUCCAACGGCAGCAUCCUCUCGAACGAGCCGAAACACCAACGAGCAGAACUCGGCUAUCUGGUGGACCGACCCAGACGUGUGAACAGUUCGGCGUUCCAGGAGGCCGACAUCGUGAGCUCCAAAGACAGCGGGCACGGCGACAGCGAACAGGGCGACAGCGACCACGACGCCACCAACCGGGGUCAUUCAGCCGGCGCCGACCUGUUCUCCAACUGCACCGAGGAGUGCAAGGCCCUGGGCCACUCGGACCGCUGCUGGAUGCCGUCCUUCGUGCCGUCCGACGGGCGGCAGGGGCCGGACUACCGCAGCAACCUCCACGUCCCCGGCAUGGACGCCACCCUGCCCGACACUGAGGUACCGUCCUCCGUCGAGCUCUCCGACCAACCGACCGUGACCUCCCCGACCGCCGCCUCGUCCGCCGAUAGGUCAUUCUCCACCUUUGGCAAGGAUGGUCAAAGGUCACAGUCACACCACAGCCUUCACCAUCACCUCCAUCAGCAGCAGCAGCAGCCGCAGUACAGCUCCAGCACGCUAGAGAGGAAAGAGUAUGAUAGGGGGACCCUGCCGUACAAACCCACCUUUCCCUCCCGCAAAAGGAUUUGUUAGCUCGUUCCACGUGGACCUUUCGGAGACGGCGUGAAUUUCGGUUGCUAAAGACCACCCACACUGACGCUGGAGACGGCUACGUGGAAAACUACACAAACAGCGACCUGGACAACGGCAACCUUGGUUAGACUUCAUUAUCUUGGGUGGCGAACUGUAACGAAGCCUUGGCAGUGGUCCGCCGAGGAAGGAGGAGGAGGAGGAGGAGGAGAGGAGGAACUAAAAUGCUGAGUAGCUGUACGCCUCUAGAUAUCUUAUAGGAGCAAUCCAAGGCCUUAUUUCUCUCAGCAGGACUGAGAACGGGGGUCGAACUAUACUUCGACGUGUGAAGAAUUAUAAAAAUCAUCAGCAGAGGGAUGAGAGGAACUGAAAACGAACGGCUGGAAUAGAAAAGAAGAGGGACCCGGUUAACUCGUAGGAGGUGGGUUGUUUUUGUUUUUGGGGACUGAGGAGUUAGCCUCUAGAGAUCUGUGUGUGCCUGUUUACAUGAAGAAGAAGAAAAACACAAAUGUUUCUGUACAAAACUUCAACCAAUGUCACAUGGAACCCUUUAGCUAUUUCUAUGGUCACCACUAAGCCAACUGUACAGAGACCGAGUGGGGGAGGGGAGGGGGGGAAUGGAGACUGAGAGCCAGAAGAAUUAAGAAAAUGUUAAUUGGACAUCGAGAAAGAGAAAGAGAGAGAGAGAGCAGGUGUUGUACAGGUAUGAAAUGACAUUAAAAAAGAAGGAAAUGGGAUAAGCAGAGGCGAUGUGCAGUAUUAUACAUUCUGUAUCUCCGGUUUUUUGACUUGACUGUCUUUAUAUAACUUCUCUUUUUUCGUUUCUGUUGUUCUUUCUGUGUGGUUAAAGUGUGCAGACUCUAAAGUAUUCCAAACAUACCGUUUAAAGACAGGAACUCGAUAUCCAGGUCCGGUCGUCUUUCAAGUUAAAGCCACUUCAGGAAGGAGAUGUUCACGAAUACGCUGCGUCGAAAAAAAGGCGGGAAAAAUGUGAUAAUCUUCACGUUUGGAUUAUCAAUAAAAUAUCAGAAAAGUUCCCAUUUCCUUCCUGAGCUGAAUGCAGAGAAAGUGAAGUGACCCUUUUAUCAGGAUGCGGUUCCUUUGAUGCCAUUGGCCUAUACAUAAACAAUCAAGACACACUCAGUGGUUUUUAUCAUGUGUGCAAAGUGUUUACUGUGCUAUUUUAAAAAGCUUAUAAAUGAACAUAAAUCUAUAUAUAACUAUAUAUAUACAUAUAUAUAUAUAUACAAAAUACUUUUUUUUCCAAAAAAAAAUGUAACCAUUGGUUAGUUUUCUACACCUCCAUAAUGCCAUUCAAUCUAAUAAUACACAACGAAAACACUUUUUUUCUUCAUAAUUUCAGCCGACGAAGCGAAACACUUUCACUCCAAACAGGAUUAAGUUGAUGUUCUUGAUUUGAUUGUUACUUUUCACGGUUAACGGACGCUCGGCCUUAUUGUGUGUAGGGGAACGACACCAGUUGAGUUGUUUUGGCCUGUUGUGUAUUUUUACUAGCAGAAUAUUUGUUCAUGUACAGAAAGAGGGACUAUCACAAUCGAGCUAGAUAUCAAAGGUUUUACAAUCAUACAAAAAGAGGCAUACACAGAUAAAUAUGGACGUGAACAGACUAACACAUGGUGAGAGGUGCAAAGUAUUGCACACACACACACACACACAAACACAAGCACACACACACAAAGGUCAAGUGGUGAUAAAUAAACAGUGUCAUUGAAGUUU